Messenger RNA from Pediculus humanus corporis (human body louse), 363 nucleotides. Its product is annotated as transcription initiation factor TFIID subunit, putative. The record is from RefSeq and is a predicted model, not a curated record. Gene Ontology annotation, molecular function: promoter-specific chromatin binding; protein heterodimerization activity; RNA polymerase II general transcription initiation factor activity. The coding region runs from base 1 to 363 and encodes 120 amino acids. Gene Ontology annotation, biological process: transcription initiation at RNA polymerase II promoter. NCBI's taxonomy places the organism in Eukaryota, Metazoa, Arthropoda, Insecta, Psocodea, Pediculidae. Gene Ontology annotation, cellular component: SAGA complex; nucleus; transcription factor TFIID complex. The transcript is spliced from 3 exons.
AUGAAUGGUGAAAAUGUAAACGAUAGUUCAGAACCUCACACUGCGGGACAACCUUUAUCUGACUUUUUACAGCAACUGGAAGAUUACACCCCGACUGUUCCUGAUGCGGUGACAGCUCAUUACUUGCACUCAGCAGGAUUUGAUUCAUCAGAUCCUAGAAUAAUAAGAUUGAUAUCUCUUGCUGCUCAAAAAUUUAUAUCAGACGUAGCUAAUGAUGCUUUACAGCAUUGUAAAACAAGAAGUUCACAUCAAGCUUCUAAAACCAAAGGAAAGGACAGACGAUACACUUUAACAAUGGAAGAUUUGGCUCCAGCUCUUGCAGAAUAUGGAAUAUGUGUUAAAAAACCUCAAUAUUUUGUGUAA